AUGGUUGGUCCAAUCACAGUCGGUGUAAUAGGCGCCACAGGCAAAACAGGUUCGUCCGUGGUGGAAGGCCUGCUCUCCUCGCCAACAAACUUUUCAGUGACCUCCCUCACACGAGCCACGUCGGUCGACAACUCUACCAACCAACAAUUUGCCGCCAAAGGCGUUCACAUUGUCGCCUACGAUCUAAACGGCCCCUCCAGCGCCCUCGUCGAGAUUCUAAAGCCGAUUGAUGUCGUCAUUUCCUGCAUCACGUGGGAACACUUGGAUCAGCAAAUCCCAUGGAUCGAUGCUGCAAAGGAGGCUGGUGUCAAGCGAUUUGUGCCGUCUGAGUGGGUUGGCCCGGCACCAAGGGGUGUUAUUGACAUCAAGGACAAGAAACUCGAAAUUCUCGGCGUCAUCCAACGAGCCCGUCUCCCCUACACCAUCAUCGAUGUCGGCUGCUUCUUCCAGGUCUUUGUGCCCAAGGUCCCUUCCGGUCGGUCUGACGACGCACACAUGAUCUACAUCGACCACCGUAUUGUCGGGGAUGGGAAUCAGAAGUUUGGCCUCAUUGACUUGGCCGAUAUUGGCAAAUACGUCGCUCAGAUCGUGUCGGAUCCUCGGACACUGAACAAGCGGGUGUUUGCGUACACCGAGGCUCUCAGCAUGAAUGAGAUGUGGGACACCAUGGCAAAGGCAAGCGGAGAGACUCCCGCCCAGGACUAUAUCUCAGAGGCCGAAAUCAACCAGGUCAUCAAAGAAACACGACAGAGACUGGACGCAAGCCCCAAGCCCGUGACGCACCCGGAAAACAUCAUGGAUAUUGCCAACUACAACAUGGGACAGUAUCGCAUAUCGUGGUGCAUCCGUGGGGACAACACGCCGGAAUACGCCGACUAUCUGGGAUACGCCGAUUUCUGGAACCUGUUCCCUGACUUCCCGCGCGGCAGAAGUCUUGCGGAAUUCUACCAAUACGUUCUGGACAAUGACUUAUCGGAUCUGCCGGGGUAUCCGUACACAGCGGCCGGAGUUCGCAAAUAG
Molecule: messenger RNA, 1020 nt
Organism: Fusarium keratoplasticum
Lineage: Eukaryota; Fungi; Ascomycota; Sordariomycetes; Hypocreales; Nectriaceae
Product: NmrA domain-containing protein
Exons: 4
Coding region: 1-1020 (339 amino acids)
Source: RefSeq, a predicted model, not a curated record